GCUGGUCCUUGCGUGCUUUGUGGGCCUUCCUGGGUGAAAAGCAGGGGCUCGUAAGAAUAUAAAUAUAUAUGACACCUGUUCCUCGGAGACCACAGAGAAAGCCAUUUUUCACCCUUUGCCAGAGGAUGACUUGCAACAAUUCAUUCUGCAGGUUCUUCUUCUCGAAAAGGGCAAAGAUCUCCUUAUCACUUGGGCCAUCUGCAUUCUCUCAGGGCAGCAGGAAACACCUGAGGCUAUCAAGGGCCCCCUCACUGAGGCUGUGCUCCAGGCAGGAGAAGGAACAGCAAGUAAAAUCUCAGCCUCUGAGCGCAACGCAUCAUGUGCUCCGUCCUUGCAAGAGUAUGAGGGCUGAGCCAAAAAGAAAGAAAAAAAGAAAGGAAGUUCCUAUAAAUUGCUCUUCGCAUAGCAUCAUUCUAAGCUCCCUUUCACUAGCUGUCAUUGUCUGGUUUCGUGGCAAGUUAGCAAAAGGCCAUGGACAGAGAUAAAAAGCUGAGAGCGGUCGUCGUUUUGAACUUGCCUCUCCUUUUCCAGCUCUGCAUGAGCCAGACUGUGACAGCUGAAUACGACUACAAUAGCAACUUCACGAUUGACUACGAUGCGUAUGCAGACAUCUGCAAGAAGGAUGAGAUCCGGCGAUUCCGUGCAGUUUUUUUACCCGUUGUAUAUUCCCUUGUGUGUUUUGUGGGGCUGGCAGGCAACUGCCUGGUCAUGGUGACGUACAUCUACUUCAAGAGGCUCAAGACGAUGACAGAUAUCUACCUUCUCAACCUCGCCAUAGCGGACAUCCUCUUCCUGCUGACUCUCCCCUUCUGGGCCUUCAGCGCAGCAAAGUAUUGGGUCUUUAAGGAGUUUGGUUGCAAAGCCAUCCAUUGCAUCUGCCAGAUGAGCUUCUUUAGCGGAAUGUUGCUGCUGCUCUCCAUCAGCAUCGACAGGUAUUUUGCCAUUGUCCAGGCCCCCUCAGCCCACCGCCUUCGGUCCCAGAGAGUUUUCGCCAGCAAGGUCACCUGCCUCUCCAUUUGGAUACUAGCUUUCGUCCUCUCCAUCCCUGAGCUGGUCCACAGGGGCAUCUAUGAGUCUGACCAACAGAAGCCACGCUGCAGCAUCCUAGCGUACAACUUGCUGGCCUUCAGCACCGGCAUCAGGAUUUGCCAGAUGCUCUUUGGCUUCCUGAUGCCUCUCCUAGUGAUGACGUUCUGCUACUGUGUCAUCAUCAGGACCUUGUUCCAAGCCCGUAGCUUCGAGAAGAACCGGGCAAUCAAGGUCCUCAUCGCCGUGAUGGUGGUCUUUGUCCUCUUCCAGCUGCCCUACAACGGCGUCGUACUAGCUGAGACCAUCUCGGCCUUCAACCACACCAAUGGCGAAUGCGAAGUCAUCAAGCGCAUGGAUGUGGCCAAUGAUGUGACGUACGGCCUGGCAUGCUUCCGCUGCUGCCUCAACCCCUUCCUGUAUGCCUUCAUAGGUGUCAAGUUCCGCAAUGACUUGCUCCGGCUCCUCAAGAACCUGGGCUGCAUUAGCCAAGCGCAGCUCUGGCAGUGGUCAACAUACCGGGAGAACACAAGGUGCUCCAUUGCCACGGAAACUGACACCACCACCACUUUCUACCCCUGAAAGGCCCCACGGACUGCCAGUCAACUUGGUGUCACAACAGCAGCCUUUUCCAUUGGUCAGCGUGAGAGAUUGACACUUGGAACCUUUGAAUCUCACCCAAUGGGUAUGUUUCCAAGUUGCCUGAAGGGACCAAUGGACCCCCC
Messenger RNA from Podarcis raffonei (Aeolian wall lizard), 1751 nucleotides. It is a transcript of the gene CCR7, whose product is annotated as C-C motif chemokine receptor 7. The transcript has 3 exons. Lineage: Eukaryota; Metazoa; Chordata; Lepidosauria; Squamata; Lacertidae. Gene Ontology annotation, biological process: G protein-coupled receptor signaling pathway; chemotaxis; inflammatory response. Gene Ontology annotation, cellular component: membrane. The record is from RefSeq and is a predicted model, not a curated record. Gene Ontology annotation, molecular function: chemokine (C-C motif) ligand 19 binding; chemokine (C-C motif) ligand 21 binding; C-C motif chemokine 19 receptor activity. Bases 472 to 1608 code for a protein of 378 amino acids.